Messenger RNA from Diversispora eburnea, 945 nucleotides. The record is from the annotation of a GenBank genome assembly. NCBI's taxonomy places the organism in Eukaryota, Fungi, Glomeromycota, Glomeromycetes, Diversisporales, Diversisporaceae.
AUGGAGUUAUGCUAUGCUGACUCUGGACAACCACAAACAACGAACAUUAUACCAACCAAAUCUGAGAAAAUUGAAGUUCCGCUUACUAAUCUUGCGGCUUCCCAAGAGAUUUCUGUACCAGCAAAAAAAGAAUCUUCCCCAUUUCAAAACUUAACAACAAACAUGCCUCCGCAAAGUUCUCUUACACUAUCGAAUGGAGAUGCGGACCGAAAUCGUGAACGCAGAGGUGGCACCUCUAGACACCGUCAUUCUAUCUCUCGUAGUAAAACACGUAGUCGAAGUCCAAGGCGAUCUCGUACCUCUAGAAAGCACAGACGUCGUUCACUCUCUCGAAGUUCUUCAAGCAGAAGCCGCUCUCGAGAAUAUAAGAGUCUAGAAGCCCUAUCCGAAGUCGCGAUAGAAGUCGAGGAAGGAGGAGAAUUAGUCGAACCUGAUCCUAGUCAUGUAUUGGGAGUUUUUAAUCUAAGUCUUAGGACUACAGAAAAAGAUUUACAAGCUAUCUUUGAACGUUAUGGACGGGUUAAUCAAGUUACUAUUGUUUAUGAUCAUCGGAGUGAUCGUUCCCGUGGUUUUGGGUUUGUCUACAUGAAUUCAGUUGAAGAGGCAUCCAUUGCUAAAGACAAAACGAACGGGAUGGAAGUUAAUGGUAGAAACAUGCGUGUAGAUUAUUCUUUAACUCAGAGACCGCAUACACCUACUCCUGGUGAAUAUAUGGGUGAUAGGCCUUCGCGUUAUCGUGUCGAAGUUGGUCAAGAGGACGAAGAAGAUCCCGCAGCCUUAGUCAUUCGCGUAAAAGAAGGUCGCAUAGCAGAAGAUCUCAUUCUUAACAUUAUUGCAAUGUUUCCACUUUCUUUAGAGCCUCAGGGAACUCAUGGAAUGCGAAAAUCAAGAACUUCGAAAAAGAAACGAACCUGCAUAAGAAGAGAAAAACUUCAAGUACAUUGA